AUGGCAAACUCAGUUCCGGAACGCCAUGAAAGAGGAAGCGAAAUAAGACUAAGCGACAGACUUAGCAACUUGUCAGAUGAUUUGCUUCGACAUAUUCUCUCUUUUCUUCCAACCAAAGACGCCAUUGCCACUAGCCUCCUGUCCAAGAGGUGGAUGUCACUGUGGAUUGGAUUGCCCAUUCUUCACUUCGAUGAUUCAAGCUUUCGUUCUUCUGAAUCUUUCUUCCAGUUUGUGGAAUGUGCGUUAAAAUUCUUCCCCAAUUUCAACCACAUCCAGAUCUUUCGUCUCAAAGGUAGUGGAAUAAAGUUUGGCACUCGACCUGAUAAGAUUAUAAGUUGGGUUAAAGAAGUGAUUAAUAAGCUCAAUGAGCUCCAAGUUGAUGAACUUGAGCUUUGUUUUACAUCUUGGUCUAGUAUUAGGUUGGCCUCCAGCAUUUUCAAUUCCAGUACAUUGAAGGUUUUAAGAUUGAAAGAUGUAAAAGUGGACACUCUUUCUUCUGUGAAUUUGCCCUCCCUUAAGGUUUUGCAUUUGGAAAGUGUUAUGUUUCUAGAAUUUAGAUGUUUGGUAAUGCUUCUUGCUGGGUGCCCACUUCUUGAGGAAUUGAAACUAAGUUCAUUUGCUCUAUAUUAUUACAAUCAGAAGACAAUUGGCAUUUAUAGUCUUGAACAUUAUUUGGUCUCAUCAAAUAAUCCUUCCUCGUCAUUUCUCGUUACGUUAAAGAAGUUCUGUGUUGAUCAAUUCAAAGGAUUGGGAUGUGAGUAUGAAGUUGUAAGAUUUAUUAUGGAGCAUGCAAAAGCUUUGAGGGCGAUCUCUGUUACUUGUCGUGCAAGCGUGAACUCCUCAAUGAUGCUCAAAAAGUUAUACUCGUUGGCCAGAGGAUGUGAGGAUUGUAGAUUUCUAUUUCAAGUCUUGGUUCCUCGUAUGAAAAAUUGGUCCAUUGUUAUAUUCCAGUCAUGUGAUCGAUCGAGGAUAAGUCAUUAUUAA
Messenger RNA from Neltuma alba, 984 nucleotides. RefSeq names its product F-box/FBD/LRR-repeat protein At4g26340-like. The record is from RefSeq and is a predicted model, not a curated record. The transcript has a single exon. Bases 1 to 984 code for a protein of 327 amino acids. Lineage: Eukaryota; Viridiplantae; Streptophyta; Magnoliopsida; Fabales; Fabaceae. Gene Ontology annotation, molecular function: protein binding.